CCUUCAAUUACCUACAUAAAACCAAGAAAAAAUAUGAAUUGGGUGUGGUUUUCUUUUAUACUCUUAUUAAGUAUCCUAAAUGAUUAUUGCACUAGUAGCGAAGAUAAAAUGGCCUUCGGAGGCAUCAUUGCCAGAGACUGUAAUAUGAUUAAACCUCCGAACGAGCAAUGUAAACCAAAAGAAGUCAUUCCCAUUUUGGCAAGAGAAUAUUACAGACUCUACUAUUUCAAAAUGGUAUGCAACGCCGUUAAUCUCGGAGAUAACAUCAUUGCGGUGCCGACGCUCUGCUUCGAAACCGGCGUCCCGGCGCCCGGCGAGUUCGUGGCCGUCGGCUCUGCGCAUAACUGGUGCCACGACGCCCCGGAAUACGUGGCCAAUAACUUCAUGUCCAUCAAUCGUAAAAACGCCAGCAUCACUUUCAUACGCCUCUUACCGCCUAUGCCGGAGCCAUGUCAUCCCGUGAAGAUCUCCGACCCGGCUUCGGAGCCCCGCAUGAUGAAGGGUUUCAACUGGAACAGCCGGAAGACGUUCGAUAAAAGAGACUCGUAUGGUAGGUGCAUCCCGAGCGUGCCGAGUGCGCUGUUGUACAGCAGACCGAACGAAUUCUGGGGGUUCCAACAUCCGAAUUGCAAGGAUCCCAUACCUAUUAAAGAAUAUUUCGAAGAGUUAAAUAGGUUGGUUUCGUCGCGUGGGGUACAAACUGCCACGUCAACACAGGAUAUAUUCAGUUCGGAGCAGGGGCCAGCACCAACUACACCAGCAACUAAGUUCUCUGGCAAUGAUACAGCUGAUUUAGAGAAUUUAGAACAGCGUUUAGAAGAAUCAGAAGCCGAAUUGGAUAAACUUAAACACGACAACGAAAUGCUUAAUCACACCGUCGAAUAUUUGAAAACUCACAUAGAAGACGAUGAAGAGAAAAUACACGAUUUGGAAAACAACGUCGAUCAAGACAGGAAACAUAUUAAAGACGAUAUAGAAGAGAUUAGAGAGCAGGAACAGUCGAACCAACAAUGGAUCGAAGAUUUGGAGAAAAACAUAAUAAACGAUGAGGAAAAGUUAAAAGAAUUAGAGGAUGCAAUAAAGCAGUCGAACCAAAAUUCCGUCCAAUACAACGAAACUAUCGAAGAUUUGAAACAGCGAGUCGAAGACGACGAAAAUAAAAUGUCUGAUUUGCAUCAAAAUUUGAUCGACGAAAACGGCGAAAUCGACGAAAUAGAAAGCGACAUUGACGAAUUGCAUGCAGAAUUAUAUGAGGAAAACCAGAAAAUCGACCACGUACAAAAAAAUAUCACAAAUCAAUCAAAUGAGACUAAUAAACAAAUUAACGACAUCAUCGAGGAAUUGAAAAGUCAAGUAGAAACCGACGAAAACAAUAUUCAACAUUUAGAAGAUGUUGUGAAUGCAGCGAAUCAAAGCAACCAAGAACUAGAUAAUAAGAUUGAAGAGCUAAAAGAACAAUUGGACGCUGAUGAGAAAAAGAUCGACGAGUUGGAGAAUAUCGUAGAGAUAACGCAAAAAAACAGUAAUAAAAACGGUAUUCUAACGAACAAUGAAUGCGAAAAUUUUGUUCAACCAUCAAACUGUUGCAUCGAAAAUAUCCAAAGUUUCAUAGAAAAUGUCAACGACACGUUGAAGAACAACGCCGAGGAGAUAGAACAAUUCAAAGAAUUCAUGAAAACCAGUCAGAUUGAAAUAACCCAUCUAGAACAAAUAGUCCGUGAAUUAGUUGAUACAUUUUUCGACAACAUGAAUAAUUGGAGCAAAUUUAAAAUCGAAAUCGACGAAAAAUUAGAUAGUGUUAUCCGCUCUAAUGAACAAUUGCAAGAAUUUGUUGUGAAAACAAAUAAUACUCUAAAACACUUAAGCAAGUACUUAAACUAUUAAAUUCAUUUGUAUUUUACUUAAAUUGUAAACUUAACUAUACACAAAAAUAA
Molecule: messenger RNA, 1934 nt
Organism: Phyllotreta striolata
Lineage: Eukaryota; Metazoa; Arthropoda; Insecta; Coleoptera; Chrysomelidae
Source: the annotation of a GenBank genome assembly